AAUCAAUAAAAAUAUAUAAUAUUUAGUCAUUAAAACUUUCCAGUAACCAUGGAAAACAAGCAAUAGAGAUCAAUUUGAAGUUUAAUCGAAAUCUAUACAACAAGAGCUUUAGGUUACAUUUAAUUUUUUUUUUUCGAUAUGUCUCUAGUAGGUUUAAAAAGUGCUUCUGUUGUUCCAGGAACAAGUCCUCCACUCAGGUACUCCUUGGAGGAAUGGCAUUUAUUUAAUAGAACAAGCGAUAGAUGUUGCCUAACUCAGCAAACUACAGCUGAUCAAGUACUUGCAGAAUGUGGUAGGGUGAAAGAUUUAACUGAAGAGAUAGUUCGUACGAACAAAGAAGAAACAAACCAUAAAAUAGAAGAGAAGAUCAGGGAUAUAGAAUUCCUUCGUGGUGAAAUAAGAGGCCAGAGAAAAGAAGUAGUGUUAGAAUUGGAUAACCUGAUAACGUUUUUUGAAAGAAUUUUCGAUGCGGUCAAUAUGAUAAAGGCUGGUCCGGAUAUGAUCAAUAGGAAAUGUCUUAUGCUGAGAGAAGCGCGAAUUGGGAUAGACUUGUGCCGCGAUGAUGUAGAAAGGGAACUCAACAAAGAACAUCAGAUUAUAACGGAAAUCGUAGCUUUAUUGACAAGGACUGCAGAGCAAGCACAGGAGCAAAUCAGACGUCUGAGAUCCACCACUUAUCUAAUGGAUCGUGAUCUGGAAGCCAAAGAGAACGCACAGAAACUUGACGAGCACAACUUAUCCAUACGUGAGACAAGUAUGAACCUGAGUAUGUACCACGGGUACACCCAACUUGAUUGCUCCAACAUAACUAAGGAAGAAUGGGAGGUUUUCACUGAAAAGAGCAUCGAAACUGCUUCGAAAGAAAUAAACUCAGCUAGACAACUACGAUGCUAUGUGGAUACCCUGCUGAAACAAGCAGCGAAAGAUCUUAUAGCUCAGUACAAUCUUGUCCAAGCUGCCUUCGCAAGAAGAAUUGCUGAGACUAAAGAUGUGAAAAUGAAGCUGGAAACCCAACAUGCUGAGAUUGUAAGACAAGCUAAUGAAAUGGUUAUGAAUAUUACAACUCUUGAAAAAGCCAUAUCCAACAAGGAGGGCUUUAUGGCUUUGGCUCAUACCAGACUUGGAAAUAGGGCGCAAAGAGCAGGUGCUGAACUGUGUAGGGAUCUCGUUGAGACUCAGCUGGUAGAUGAAGCGAGACAAAUACGAAUUAACACUUCUGUUCUUCAGCAAACUUUGGCAGAGGCACAGGCAACGCUUCGGUAUUUGCUGAAAACUCAAAUUCAAUUGGAGACUGAUAUCAAUAUAAAAAACAAUACUCUGCAAAUAGAUGAAGUGGAUUGCAUGUCAAUGAGGGAAACUAUGGAUUAUCAUUUCUACUGAAAAUUUUUUUGUUAAAUCCAUGUAUUAGUAGUACUUUUUGUAGUUUCGGUAGAGUUCAAUAAAAUUUUUAGUGAUCCUGCAA
Molecule: messenger RNA, 1462 nt
Organism: Harmonia axyridis
Lineage: Eukaryota; Metazoa; Arthropoda; Insecta; Coleoptera; Coccinellidae
Product: tektin-1-like
Exons: 7
Coding region: 139-1380 (413 amino acids)
Biological process (GO): cilium assembly; cilium movement involved in cell motility
Cellular component (GO): nucleus; microtubule cytoskeleton
Source: RefSeq, a predicted model, not a curated record